AUGCCCGGUGUUACCGAUCCCUCCGCGUCCGUCUACUCCCUCCCGCUGGUCCUCGCCUUUAUCUACGAGUUCUGGGUGCUCCGAGUGUCCAACAGCUUUGCCUGGCAUUGCCCGACCUCAUCCGUCCUCCUCCCCUUCUUCCAAGCCCAUCUCACCAAACAACCCGCCUCAGCGCACCUGGACGCCGGCGUCGGCACGGGCUUCUACCCCGCCCGCGGCCUAGCGUCGACCACAGACGUCCCAGGCUCGCUCACGCUGCUCGACCUCAAUCCGGACACGCUCGAGUCCGCCUCCCGCGCUGUCAAGUCUCGCGGCUACACUGGGGAGAUCCAGAAGAAGGCACAGAGCGUGUUCGACCCCGUCCCGGCUGAGAUGCGGGCCAAGUUUGCGUCCAUAUCACUGUUCUACUUGUUGCAUUGUCUACCAGGCGCGUUCCCGGAGAAGGCGACGCGGGUCGCGGAGGCGUUGGCUCCUGCACUAGCACCCGGACCGUCAAGCGUGCUCUACGGUGCGACUAUCCUCGGCAAGGGCGUCAGACACAACUGGCUAGGGAACUGGCUGAUGAAUGCGUAUAACAAGCGGUCCAUAUUCGGCAACGCUCGGGACAGCGCAGACGGCCUCCGGGAAGGUCUGCAAGUUGUCUUCCGCGAUGUAGAUGUUCAGGUUGUCGGUCGCGUCGCGCUUUUUGUUUGCAGAAAGCCAAGGGCAGAGUACACGGCAUGAGCUGCUGCGAGCCGUGGAAGGCGAUGAGAGCGAUAGAAUAAUCGAUGCCCGGGAACGCAGUCACGCCUCUGUCAAUACGAGGGAAACGAUUUCCCAUCUGUGGGUGACGAGUGGACAACGAGUUCGGCGAUCUAUCAACAACCGUCGCCGUCUCCCGAUUCGCGUGCGCAACGCUAGCGGUACAUGCAAGCCUAUCACGGGGAUUGAAUGUGGAAAAAGGCGACCCCCCGGAAGAUGCCGAGUGCAUCGCGGCAGCUGCGGCUUACGUCUUGCCUCGAAUUUCUCAGGCAACAUUGUUUAGUAUCGCAACCUUGGCAUGUAUCUUAACCCUUCUCCGAGCACAGCAAGUUUAUGUCGAUGCCUGUUCUUCCCGAAUGUCGCGAUCAGCGC
This is a messenger RNA of Punctularia strigosozonata HHB-11173 SS5, 1113 nucleotides long. RefSeq names its product S-adenosyl-L-methionine dependent methyltransferase. The record is from RefSeq and is a predicted model, not a curated record. Gene Ontology annotation, molecular function: methyltransferase activity. Lineage: Eukaryota; Fungi; Basidiomycota; Agaricomycetes; Corticiales; Punctulariaceae. The coding region runs from base 1 to 723 and encodes 240 amino acids. The transcript has 3 exons.